AUGGGCAGCAACAGAAAGAACAGGAGACAAAGCCUUUUUCCAAACUGCAAACUUGCAGGAACGAGCACCUCUGGUAACAAGUCAAUGGACAACACUGUUCCUUUUGCCCAAGAGAGUAUGAUCAAACAAUGGAAUUCGUGGAGUGAACUGACAAGCGAUAUUUACAACAUCUAUGCAGAUGAUGAGGAUGAGGAAGAUGAAAGGCCAUUAAUGCCUCUUUUGAAGCUCAGCACAUCUGCAAAGAAUUACAUGCUCAACAUCAACGUGGGAGGAAAGUCUUAUCAGCUGUCCUACAAGAUGGCUGCCAUGUACCCUAAGACUCGAAUAGGGCGCUUGGCCACUUACACAGACCACAGUAAAAAGCUGCAUCUGUGUGAUGACUACAUUGUGAAGGACAACGAGUAUUUCUUUGACCGAGAUCCAGAUAUUUUCAACAAUAUUUUCAACUUCCACAGAACUGGAGUGCUUUGGAUCAAAGAUGAGCUUUGUCCUAGAAAUUUCUUGGAGGAGAUCGGCUACUGGGGCAUUCGGAUCAGGACAGCGCAUCGCUGUUGUCGAAUCUCCUUUGAGGAGCGUCAUGAUGAGGUCAGUGAGCAGCUCAAAGUUCAGCGGGAACUUGAGGCUGAGCUGGAGAUAGAGGAACAUGAAGAAGUAUUUGGGGACAUGGUCUUGGGACCAGUUCGUAGAAUGAUCUGGAACUUCAUGGAGAAACCUUUCUCUUCCAUUCCUGCCAAACUCAUGGCAGUGGCCUCCAGCCUGUUUGUUUUGAUGUCCCUGGUGGCCAUGACACUCAGUACCGUGGAAGAGAUGGAAUACAGACCCGAGUCUAUCCAGAGUAGCACAGAAACAUAUGGAGAAACUGUUGAGACCAUCUGCAUUACCUUCUUCACUCUGGAGUAUCUCCUGAGACUUAUGUCCACGCCUGACCUCAGCCGCUUUGCAAAGAGUGCUCUAAACAUCGUGGACUUGAUUACCAUCUUCCCCCAGUAUCUCCACAUGGUCCUGGAGAGGGUGGAGAACCCUAGCAGUGACAUCAAAACUGUAGGACAUAUGGGGAAACUGGGUCAGGUUCUGUGCAUUAUGAAACUAAUGCGCAUUUUCCGAAUCCUGAAACUUGCCCGUCAUUCCACAGGGCUGCGGGCAUUUGGCUUUACGCUGCGACAGUGUUAUCAGCAGGUGGGCUGCCUCCUCCUCUUCAUCGUUCUGGGGAUUUUCAUCUUUUCUGCGAUGGUGUACUCUGUGGAACAUGAUGUCCCCAAUACCAAUUUCACCAGUAUCCCCCAGGCCUGGUGGUGGGCAGCAGUGAGUAUCUCUACAGUGGGCUAUGGAGACGUGUUCCCAGAGUCUCUGCUUGGCCGGAGUUUUGCCUUUGGAUGCAUUUCUUUUGGGAUUAUCCUGAAUGGCCUCCCCAUCUCAAUGCUCUUCAACAAGUUCUCAGACUAUUAUGCCAAGCUGAAGGACCAUGAAUACGCAUCCAACCUGAGAAACAGAGGAAAGCUCCAAUUCAUGCAGAGAGCAAAAAGAAGAAUGACCAAGUGUUGUCUGGAUACAACGGCCAGAUGGUCAGCGUUGGUGGCAGGAAUCAUCUAUGGGAAGAGGCGAUAUGAUCACCUGAAACCAAUCGCAGAGGAGGAGCGGAGGAUUGAAGAGGAGGAGAAGAAGAUUCGAGAGGAAAAGGAGCGAAUUGCCAAACAGCUUGCGGAGGGUUAG
Messenger RNA from Chanos chanos (milkfish), 1710 nucleotides. RefSeq names its product potassium channel, subfamily V, member 2b (gene kcnv2b). The transcript is spliced from 4 exons. Gene Ontology annotation, biological process: protein homooligomerization; action potential; potassium ion transmembrane transport. The record is from RefSeq and is a predicted model, not a curated record. NCBI's taxonomy places the organism in Eukaryota, Metazoa, Chordata, Actinopteri, Gonorynchiformes, Chanidae. Gene Ontology annotation, molecular function: proton transmembrane transporter activity; voltage-gated potassium channel activity. Gene Ontology annotation, cellular component: voltage-gated potassium channel complex; membrane. Bases 1 to 1710 code for a protein of 569 amino acids.